Myripristis murdjan (pinecone soldierfish) is the source of this 2461-nucleotide messenger RNA. It is a transcript of the gene ash2l, whose product is annotated as ash2 like, histone lysine methyltransferase complex subunit. The record is from RefSeq and is a predicted model, not a curated record. The transcript has 17 exons. NCBI's taxonomy places the organism in Eukaryota, Metazoa, Chordata, Actinopteri, Holocentriformes, Holocentridae. Gene Ontology annotation, cellular component: Set1C/COMPASS complex. Gene Ontology annotation, molecular function: transcription cis-regulatory region binding; protein binding. Bases 70 to 1851 code for a protein of 593 amino acids.
CUCACACGGAAGUUGUUCUGUUGUUCCAGCCAUCUCUCGCGUUGUUUCCUGUUUUCAUUGAUUUGAAACAUGGCGUCCGAGGGAGAGGCGGGCAGUGCUGCUGUGGCUGAACCUGAGGCAGGAGAGGGCGAUGCUGCGUUUGGUGAACUACCCGCUAACAUCGAUACUGAAUCUUCAAAUGGCAAAGAGGGAAUGGAUGUCGGUGGUGAAGGCUCAGAGGCCGCUGAUGCCAUGACUGGAUCAGGGGACGAGGAGAGCGGGAGGCAGCUGGGAGAGGUGGAGCUGCAGUGUGCCUUGUGCAUGAAAUGGUUCACUGCAGAUACAUUUGGCAUUGAUACUGCGACCUGUCUUCCCUUUAUGACCAACUAUGUGUUUCACUGCAAUGUGUGCCAUCACAGCGGCAACACUUACUUCCUCAGGAAGCAAGCCAACCUGAAGGAGAUGUGCCUCACAGCCCUGGCAAACUUGACAUGGCGAUCCAGGACCCAAGAGGAACACCCAAAGACCAUGUUCUCCAAAGACAAGGAUAUCAUACCAUUCAUUGAUAAGCACUGGGAGUGUAUGACAACUCGACAGAGACCGGGGAAACUGACCUGGCCCAAUAACAUAGUGAAGACAAUGAGUAAAGAGCGAGAUGUUUUUCUAGUGAAAGAACACCCUGACCCCGGCAGCAAAGACCCAGAGGAGGAUUACCCAAAGUUUGGCCUGUUGGACCAGGACCUGGGAAACAUCGGGCCUUCAUAUGACACCCAGAAACAGACCACUGCAACUCCCUCUACCGGUGGGCUAAAUGGUGGAUCUGCUUUCUCAGGUGCUUUAGCCCCAGGCCCAGGAAAAGGAAGAGGAGCCAAACGUAAACAGCAGCAGCAACAGGAGGGAGCAGCUGCAGGAGCAGCUAAGAGAACACGCAGUGACCCUCUGUUCUCGGCCCAGCGCUUGCCUCCCCAUGGUUACCCACUUGAGCACCCGUUCAAUAAGGACGGGUACCGUUACAUCCUGGCAGAACCAGAUCCCCAUGCCCCAGACCCCGAGAAGCUAGAACUAGACUGCUGGGCUGGCAAACCCAUACCUGGAGAUCUGUACAGGGCCUGUCUGUAUGAAAGGGUCCUGCUCGCCUUGCAUGACAGAGCGCCUCAGUUGAAGAUCUCUGAUGACCGUCUGACAGUCACGGGGGAGAAGGGCUACUCUAUGGUCCGAGCCUCACACGGUGUACGGAAGGGAGCUUGGUAUUUUGAGGUUUCUGUUGAUGAGAUGCCUCCAGAUACUGCAGCGAGACUGGGAUGGUCUCAGCCACUUGGUAACCUGCAGGCUCCUCUGGGCUAUGACAAGUUCAGCUACUCCUGGCGCAGUAAAAAGGGCACACGCUUUCACCAGUCCACAGGAACGCAUUACUCAUCAGGCUACGGCCAAGGAGAUACACUGGGCUUCUUCAUAGAGCUACCUGAUGACACAGAGACCGCCAAGGCUCUGCCUGAUACAUACAAAGACAAGGCACUUAUUAAGUUCAAGAGCUACCUGUACUUUGAGGAGAAGGACUAUGUGGACAAAGCAGAGAAGAGCCUCAAGAAUGUCAGCCCCAGCAGGAUGAUCUUCUAUAAGAAUGGGGUGAGCCAAGGUGUUGCCUUUGAAAAUCUGUAUGAAGGCCUCUACUUCCCUGCUAUCUCACUCUACAAGAGCUGCACGGUAUCAGUUAAUUUUGGUCCACAUUUUAAGUACCCCCCGAAGGACAUAAAGUACCAGCCGAUGAGUGACAUGGGCUGGGGAGCUGUGAUCGAACACACGCUUGCUGAUAUGCUGUACCAUGUGGAGACGGAGGUGGAUGGAAGACGAAGCCCUCCAUGGGAAGGAUGAACACCCUCAAGUCAAUAAAACAGCCCCAGUCAUAAUUUGGCCCAUCUUCAGCCAUAAAUACUUAAGCCCCACACACUGCAGUGUAUGAACAGGUCAAAAAAGAAAGUUACGCUCGAGUUCAUCUCUUCAGUAUCAGUUUUGUUGGAUAUUGGAGAUUUUGGAGGCAGCCUUGUUAGAAACCUGAUGAAUUUGUUCGGAGAGCCUGAUCAAAACAAGCUUACCGUGGGCAGCUACACGUUAUCACAGAGUGCCAACAGCAGACAUUCCACACUAUUUUGUGAACAUUUGACAGCCUGUACAAAAUAAAAUAGUUUUGCUCUGCUUAAAAAGAAAUUAUACCUUUACAUUAUCUGUAAUUGUUAUGCUGUAGAGAGAAAUGUUGUUUGUCAGUUUUACAAUUAUUUUUUGGGUACUAUGUUGUACCCCUGGCGCUCUGUAUAGCUGUGGCCGGCCAGACCCAGUUCAGCAUUUCAUACAUUGAUUCUGCAGACGAGUUGAUGCAUAAGUCUUGUGUAUUCUGUUUUUAUUAUGUUGUUAUACUAAGUGUGUUACUUAGAAUUGAUUUUUUUUAUUCUGAGUUAAAUAAAAAAAAAAAAAAACUUGUUACCUG